Molecule: messenger RNA, 5318 nt
Organism: Oreochromis niloticus (Nile tilapia)
Lineage: Eukaryota; Metazoa; Chordata; Actinopteri; Cichliformes; Cichlidae
Gene: neto1l
Product: neuropilin (NRP) and tolloid (TLL)-like 1, like
Exons: 13
Coding region: 812-2506 (564 amino acids)
Biological process (GO): positive regulation of excitatory postsynaptic potential
Cellular component (GO): postsynaptic density
Molecular function (GO): ionotropic glutamate receptor binding
Source: RefSeq, a predicted model, not a curated record
GUGUCCUGGAGAACUUUUCGAUGCGUGCGUCAAAAGUACGUGAGGACUGUGGCGCAUUGGACGGCCGUAGUCGGUGGUGAAUGAACGGGAGGAGGAAGAAGAUCUUACAUUAGCUCCUGCCGGCUGCGGGGACUCAAGCAGUUGACAGAAACCCAGGCAGAGGGACUCAGUGAGAACAACACUGACAGCUUUGUGGGGAAACACGGGGCGACAAAUGAAAGCCAAACAAAAAUCCACUUAAUUAUUAUUAUUUUUUGUAUCUGUUUGGCAACCUCUUGUUUUCCAGAAGAUUUUUACGCAGCGCAAAAGAGUACAGAAAACGCCGCAGAGAUGAGUGUUGCGUGGUUUUACGUGCUCUUGAAGGAUCAUCUCUCUUGAUAAAGGGACCAAAGCGGACAAAACAAGGUUGCCCGUGAUAUUUUCUAAAAGAAGAUUGCAAAGGUGGAGCGAUUAGAGAAGGGCUGAUGAAGGGACUAUUAAUCCUUUCAGUGCAUCAAACGCGCCAAGGGGUACUAGAAACGUUUGGAUGGAAAUCGGGCGAGUGUUUGGAACUGUUUUUGGUUUUAUAUGAAACUGGUGAUUAGUAGUUGCUGUGACACAUCUGGAAGGAUUUUUUUUUCUCUCUGAGAUUUUAAUAAGGAGUAAAAUUUCGCUUUUUUUUUUUAACCCACCACCGAAAGGUUUGAUAACAUGAGCGAAAUCUCUGCGUGAAUACUCAGAAACUUACAUCUCUAUCUUUUUUUCUCUCUUCAAGUAUUCCUAAUCUAAAUGGAAUUAGUUGAGCCUAAAGCCGUUUGUGAAAGGAACAGACAUGCUACAUGGGCACAGCUUCCAUCACGGUCGGGACCAGAUUGUUACAUUAGUUGUUGCAAGUCUACUCAUACUUGGGUUGUGUGGGGCAACAAAGAAGGAUACAGCAGUGAAAAACAAUUCUGGAGUGAAGCCUGCAGGUCAGUGUGGAACGUGGGUAAAGGAAGCAGAAGGAGGGCUCUUCACUUCUCCCAAUUACCCAAACAAAUACCCCCCAGACACAGAGUGUGUUUACAUCCUUGAAGCUCCCCCAAGGCAGUGUAUCGACCUACACUUUGAGGAGAAUUAUUCAAUCGAGUCCUCUUGGGAAUGUAAAUUUGACAACAUUGAGGUACGAGAUGGACCGUUUGGCUUCUCCCCGAUUCUCGGACGGUACUGCGGUCAGCACAGCCCGCCUGACAUCAGGAGUAGCGGCAGAUAUCUGUGGAUAAAAUUUGUUACGGAUGGUGAACUGGAAGCAGUGGGAUUUUCUGCAAAUUACAACUUCACUGCAGAUCCAGACUUUGCAGACUUGGGAAUACCCCCACCUCUGCCCUCCUGUCAGUAUGACAUGGUUGGCCCAGAAGGUAUCGUCGAGUCUCAUCAGAUCACCAGAGACGGAAAGGCCGGUGCCACCGAGGCCGUCGACUGUAAAUGGUACAUCCGUGCCCCGCCGCGCUCCAAGAUCUACCUGCGUUUUCUCGACUAUGAGAUGGCAAAUUCCAAUGAAUGCAAGCGCAACUUUGUGGCAGUGUAUGAUGGCGGCAGUUCAGUGGAAGACCUGAAGAGCAAGUUCUGCUCCACGGUGGCCAACGACAUCAUGCUGGUUUCCACGCUGGGAGUCAUCAGGAUGUGGGCAGACGAGGCCAGCCGCAAAAGUCGCUUCCGCAUCCUUUUCACAACCUACCAAGAACCUCCAUGCGAUGCAGAUGCCUUCUUCUGUCACAGUAACAUGUGCAUAAAUAACACACUUGUGUGUAAUGGCAUGCAGAACUGUGUCUACCCCUGGGAUGAGAACCAGUGUAAAGAAAAGAGGAAAGCCAACAUCCUGGACAACCUGAACAACACUAAUGGGACCAUAAUUGGCGUCACCUGUUGCAUUGUCUUCAUUCUCCUCAUCAUCUCUGUUAUUGUCCAGAUCAAACAGCCACGCAAAAAGUAUAUCUUGCGACGUGAGGACUUUGACCCCACCAUGUUCCAGGAGGUCUUUGAGCCACCUCACUAUGAGCUGUGUACGUUACGGAGCGCCACCACACCCACAGCGGCCUCAGCAGACUUAGUCGACCUGGCGGAAGACUUUGAGAACUACCACGCCCUUCGCCGUGCCUCUUCCCGCUGCGUUCACGAUCACCACUGUGGCUCCUCCUCCAACCCCGGCUCCGCGCACAUAUCCCAGCUGUCACUCAGUGGACGAGGGAGCCGGGGCAACUUGAGCGCCCGUGACGCUGCGGCUGCCACUCUGCUCACAGACCUUCCGCAGCCGUCCAUGGCAGUGCGGCCGUUGUUGCCGGCCACGGGAAACCGCAGGAGCAUCUUGGUCAUGAAGCACAGCUACUCACAAGAGGCAGCAGACAAUGGAUGUGACCUGGACGACGACCUGGAAGAAGUUCCCACCACCAGCCACCGGCUUUCACGCCACGAAAAGGCAGUACAGCGGUUCUGCCUCAUUGGCUCUUUGAGCAAACAUGAAUCAGAGUACAACACAACUAGGGUCUAAGAGACAAUCUCAAGACUUCUUGAGAAUAGUGCAAUCCUGGAUCAGUACGAACGGGCGUCACUGACUUAUGAAAAAACGGAGCGGAGAUUUACACCAGCAUGAUGCUGCUGCUGCUGCUGCUGCUGAUGAUGAUGAUGAUGAUGAUGAUGAAGGGACAAUUUGAUGAAACAAACUAAAUGUGCAAAGAUGAACACGAAGACUAGAUGAAACUGCUCCAGAUGCAAAGUUUUGAAAAUCAGCUCUUUGCUCUACAUUCAGUAGCCAGUGCAGAUGUCUCACUGCAGAAGCAUUGGACCUUUACAACAAACAUCAUUCCUGAACUUUAGAUUUGGGACAUUUAGAAACAUAUUUGUCGUCAUAGAUUCUCAAGUGAUCAGGAAAUUUCAAGUUUAUUUUAAGCAUGUACUUUUUUGUAGCAUACAUGAGUUUGAUAGCCAAUUAUAGGCGCUUGCGGUUUGUCAAAUCUAGAAAGAUUUAUUUUAGUCAAAAUUGGAAUCAAACUAAUUACUAACCUAAUUGAAUUUAAUUCUAUUGGACAACUGUUUAUUUGGGUAACAGCUCAAAGUCCAGUUUUAUGACUCCUGCAUGCUUCAUCUAUACCCAUUAAAGCAUUAACAUACUAACAAUUGAAUAUGAAAAUAACGCAUCUACUAACAAUACUUAAGUCAUACAGGAAUAAGAUGUGGGUUAAAAGGUGUUUUCAAAAUAGAUUAAUUACACUGCAUGUUAUUGUGUGGCUGAAUCAUUACAAAGCAGAGCUCCAAUCAAUUUCCAACAUAAUAAGUUCAACUCAAGCUACUUUUUAAAUGUGCUAACUUUCCAAUAAGCAUUUUUCUUUAAUUAAUUUUUAUUUAUUUUUGGCAAAUUUGAUUCCGUCAAAUCUGUUUAACUUCUAAUUCUCUUACUUACUGUAGAAGCUUCAUAUCUUUGUAUUAAAACAGGAUUUUAUACUAAGGCAAAUUGAAAAAGUGGAUGUUUUUACAGUUACUCGAGUUAUCUUUCAGGGCUGAUUUUACUGAUGCUUUAUAAAAUAAAUAACACUGAAGCUUCACCUUUCCUUUCCCUUUGUUUUAUUGGCCUAUGGUCAGUAGUUCCUCUGUCCAUUAAGCGUGUGCUCAAUCUGUCAGCACACCUCGUUCUCCUCUCACAACCAAUUAAAUGUUGCUCCUUUUUUUUUUCUGCCCGAUUUGCUUCUGAGGAAGCGCAGACUCAAACCGGAAGGAUUUAUUUCACCAAGCGGUACACUUCUUUUCAAUCUCUGAGACUUUAAAUAAUUCCGGGUAAUCAAGGUAUCUGACAGGCGAGUUAAUUGACUUUUUGUGAUGCGUUUAUCCAACUCGAUCAGAAGUGAAGGAUUAGCCUUGCACUCGGAUAACACUUGCUACUGGCAGGCUGGUUAAUAUAAGACGACGUGCACUAUGUGGAGAGUAAAAUAAGUGGAUCUGAGCACAGUGACACAUGCAACACAUUUCUUACUCACUGUCAUUGUGUCUUUACCUGUAUUUGUGGGAAUUUAGAUUUACCAUCUAUGUGUUCAUUAUUUUUCUGUGUUUAGUGUCAUUACUUACAUUCAUACUCUCCACUAUUUUUUUUCCUUCCGCAUACACACAGCCAUGCACAUAUAUAUUUCUGCAAAUACCAAAUAAAAUGCUUUUCUUUUCUGUACACACAUUUGCACUGCCUGGUCUGUGUGUUGUCUCUCUGCUUCACACGUCUGUCAACAGAGAUGUUCAGCACGGGUACCAUAUCCAUGCUCUCUCUGUUUUUUGUCUUCUUUACUCUUUCUUUCUCUGAAAAUGGACACACACACAAACACACACAGUCUCAAACUCAUCUGCCGGUUUAUAGAUGGAGGCGGACACGCCGCUAAUUAAGUAAGUCUGAAUCAAUUCGAUCAAGCAGCAGCAGGAAGCAGAUGAGAAAAGUGAAGGGCCCAGAGCGGACUUAAAGUAAUAGUGUUUUCAUUUCUCUGCAGAUACAUCAGACAGAUGCAUCAUUCCUCUGCAUCUUGCCAGGUUUGACAGCAUUUGGAGCUAAGGUUUCUCUCCCAUGUGCAUCUUGAGUGAACUGUUGUUAAAGAGCAACUUUACCAAUGUAGAGUGAUGUUAUGAGAAAAUUCCUUAAAUCAAAAAAAAAGAAAAAAAGAAAAAGGUUUGUGAUGUAUGAAUCAAGUUUUUUUCUUCUUUGCUUUGGACUAGAGGUGCAUUUGCUCCCCGCCGGGCUUGGAUUGAGCCGCCAUGGAGCACUGAUAACUUCAGAUAUGAGACUGAAAGGUUUUUUUUGUUUGUUUGUUUUUUAAAUUUAGAGUACCUUUAAUGUAAAGUGGUUCAUGGAGGCAAAGAAAAAAUGCAGAAUCAGGUUUUUACAUCAUUUUAAUGUAACCAUGAAAAUAUAAAAUUGCAUAUUUCAGCUGCUGAUUUCACAUAUUUUCCUAUUUUGGUGCCGUGUCUUUACAGUAGAUAAUCAGGUUGUUUGGUGGGGGGUUUAUAUCAAGAAGAGAAGACAACAGACGAGGAUGUGGUGAAGUGAAGAAGUGACUAAUGUUAAACUGCAUAUAUGGGUGCAUACAUGAUUGUCCCUGCCUUUCAUCUAACAUCCAUUUCUUCUCAUUUUUACUGAUACUUUUACCGAUUUGUUUUUCAGUCUCCUGGUCAAAAUUCAUAGCAUUGUGGUAUUUUGUUUUGUUUUUUAAAAUUCAUGUGCAUUUUUAACUGAAAACACAUUAAGAAAAUGCUGGACUGAAUGUUUUCAAUAAACUAAUGUUUACUGAUUUUUUUGUGAUGACUUAUUUAAUAAAUGAGUACAAACUGAA